This is a messenger RNA of Vicia faba (fava bean), 543 nucleotides long. The record is from the annotation of a GenBank genome assembly. NCBI's taxonomy places the organism in Eukaryota, Viridiplantae, Streptophyta, Magnoliopsida, Fabales, Fabaceae.
AUGGAAGGCAUAGUGAUUAGAGGAAAGGUUGAUGGUAAGUCUGGAGGUGUUUAUUUUCUUGUCAAGCAUAAGGAUGCUCGAGUGAAUGAUAUUGUGAAUAAGAUGAGUAACAAAAUUGAUGAUAAUGUUGAUGAUUUUGUUUCGGUCCUUGAUAAUAAUGAAGUUUUUACUAAGUCUACUCCUACCAAUAAGGAUGAGUUUGUGAGUGAAGAUGUUAACGACAUCGGGGUUAUCGAUGAUUAUUUUGCUGAUGAGAUUUUUACAAUUAAGAAAUUUCCCAUAAAAGGAAAGAAGAGUGCUCCCAGCAGUGCAGAGCGUGAUGUCGAGGAACCUGUCACCUAUAUAUUGCAUGACAUUGCUGACAAUGAAAAGAUUAAUGAGCAUGUUGUAAAUCAUGUUAAAAGGUUUAAAAUGUCUAUUGAAAAAAAUAAUAUUCCCAAGAAUACUCCAUAUGUUCCUUUUCAUUUUCAAGAAAGUACAGUCAAAGGGAAUUUUGUUUACAGUAGGAGAGUGACUCUUGAUAAACUCUUGUUGAAGCACUGA